Molecule: messenger RNA, 5615 nt
Organism: Galleria mellonella (greater wax moth)
Lineage: Eukaryota; Metazoa; Arthropoda; Insecta; Lepidoptera; Pyralidae
Product: UNC93-like protein
Exons: 8
Coding region: 346-1992 (548 amino acids)
Biological process (GO): regulation of muscle contraction; regulation of potassium ion transport
Cellular component (GO): striated muscle dense body; plasma membrane
Molecular function (GO): potassium channel regulator activity
Source: RefSeq, a predicted model, not a curated record
GCGGCCUUCAGUUCAAGCUGAGUCCCGCGAACGCCAACACGCUUUCGCGACGCCCACUCUUGCUAAGAACCGCCGAGGCACAACACGCGAUAGUGUUCACUUGUGAGCGAGUUGCGCGUCCUUUCUCUCACGCAGUGUGAUCGUGCUUCGGUACGUGAAUGCAAAACCGGACUUCUCUCUUGACAAGAGACACCUACGAGGAAUCCGCAGCGGCUUGGACCUCUGAAAUAUUUCAACAGUUCCCGAGGGCUGGCCUGCCAUUCGCCCGGACCCCGCCAAUCGCCCGCGGGGCUGCUUUGCUGUCACCGCAACGAUAACAACGUAGACAAAAGGAGGUAACACGGCAUGACUGCUACGCACGGUGGCGGACGAGAAGAUGAUCGUCCGGACAAAGACUCUGUAUACACAAUUAAGACAGGAUUCAAGAACGAUGCGUACCAACACGACCGGGACUCGAAUGAUGAUAUUGUCAAACCACCACCACUACCCACAGAGGAGGACAAUUACCCCACAGGCAAAGUAAAGCUAUCGAGAAACGAGAAAUGGAGAAUAUUAAAGAACGUGGCCGCGGUGAGUGCAGCCUUCAUGGUGCAAUUCACCGCGUUCCAGGGGACAGCCAAUCUUCAGUCUUCGAUAAACGCAGCCGACGGCCUCGGUACUGUCUCGCUUAGUUCGAUUUACGCGGCACUUGUUCUUUCUUGUAUGUUCGUCCCUACAUUCCUCAUUAAAAGGUUGACAGUCAAAUGGACACUAUGUCUAUCUAUGAUGUGCUACGCGCCAUACAUAGCUGCACAAUUUUAUCCAGCGUUUUAUACGCUCGUACCCGCUGGAGUAGUGGUUGGUCUCGGGGCGGCGCCUAUGUGGACCUCGAAGGCGACGUAUCUAACGCAAGCUGGAAGUGUAUACGCUAAGUUAACUGAUCAAGCCGUGGAUGGCAUCAUUGUGCGAUUCUUCGGAUUCUUCUUCCUUGCUUGGCAGACUGCUGAGCUUUGGGGAAACUUAAUCUCUAGUUUAGUGUUCUCCUCGGGAGUGCACAGCGGGAACACGUCUACAGACAACACAAGUCACGCUCUGCUCAAAUGUGGAGCCAACUUCUGCGUGAUCGGUGGUGGACACCACGACAACCAGAACCUACACAGGCCUCCAGAUAGUGAGAUAUACGAGAUCAGUGCCAUAUAUCUCGCAUGCGUUGUAGUUGCCGUGCUUAUGGUCGCUCUACUAGUGGAUCCCCUAUCAAGGUAUGGUGAAAAACAGAGGAAGGCAGAUCCAUCAAAAGAAGUAACCGGUAUUCAACUACUUUCUGCCACAGCUUAUCAGCUAAAGAAACCUAACCAGCAACUUCUUAUCCCCAUUACUCUUUGGAUUGGCAUGGAACAAGCCUUCAUCGGAGCAGACUAUACACAGGCGUAUGUUUCGUGCGCGUUGGGCAUCAGAUCCAUCGGAUAUGUAAUGAUUUGCUUCGGAGUAGUGAAUGCUGUGUGCUCUCUAGUAUUUGGAUCUGCGAUGAAGUACAUCGGCAGAUUCCCUAUACUAGUAAUGGGAGCAGCUCUACACUUGGGACUGAUCGUUUGGCUCUUGAUUUGGAUGCCGAACCCUAAUUCACCAACUGUAUUCUUCGUGAUCUCAGGCCUGUGGGGUGUAGGAGAUGCUGUGUGGCAAACGCAAAUUAACGGCUUGUACGGAGUUCUGUUCAGGCGCAACAAAGAGGCCGCCUUUUCCAACUACAGACUUUGGGAGAGUGCCGGCUUCGUGGUCGCGUAUGCUUAUUCUACCCACUUGUGUGCCAGGAUGAAACUGUACGUCAUGAUGGUGGUACUUCUAGUUGGAUUCCUCGGAUACAUUAUUGUGGAAAUAUUGCACAAGAGAAAGGCUCACCGGCUCAAAGCCAUCGCUGAGGAUCCAGCCAUUGCAGCGGAAGCCGCUAAACAACCGCCCGAAGAAGAUGACGAAAAAGACGAAAUUGACGACGAAAUUGUUAUAACGCACUUGUAAAAAUCAUACGCGGUAGGUUAGAGCAUCCAUAAAAGCAGGCUCGAUCACCACCUACAGCCGCGUCAUCUGUCGCACUCCCGUGACAGUGUAACUUCGCCCCACGAUUCGUCAAUAGCGUGACGGUGUAGCGCCUAGUGGCGCUUCAAACAAUUUGCCAUAUAUCUAUUAUAAUACCACAUUCUCGUAGGUACAAAACAUUGAUGUGAACAGGAAUUUAAUGUGUAAUCUCGAAUUUAAUUAGGACUAUUUAUGUAUUCAAUAGUUAAGUAAUUAACGUCGAUUUGGGCGAACUUUGCAAGUACAAAUAUUGCACAACAGUUUGUCGUGUCCCUAUUUCGUAUUUGAUCUAAUGAACAAGUUUUCAUUCAUACUUCUGUCAAAUGUAGACUUUUGUUGGGAUAUCCUUAUGAAAAUACUUAGAUAAAGUGUCUAAUAUUUUAUUUAAAUUCCGAUAAAUAAAGUCAGUACGUUUUAGCUUUGCACCCGACGUACUUGAUGAAGGAUGGAUAGAAAGACUUAAUGAAAAUAAUACAAAUAUGUGUCAUUUUCAUUAUAUUCACUUAUUUUUCACUAAUUUAUUCAUGUUAGAUGUCAAACCUAACUAUUGCCAAUGAAUCAGUCAACCAGUUGAAACAAUUGUAGAUCUUAUUAAAACACCUGUGUUUAUUACUGUUCUAUUCAUAAUUAAGCACCUUUGUGUUAUAUUUGAUCCGGUAUUGAUCACUUCUUUGUUUAGUAUUGUACAAAAUAAUUGAUAGAUAUAUAUAUUUAACAACUUGGAACAUAUACAGGAAAUAAAAAUAAUCCCCAUAAUUUAAUUAAAUUAAAGUAAAAUAUGACUAUCACAUAUACAUUCAGAAAUAGAACGCACGACAAUAAAAUAGUUAACGUUUCAAGAUUCGGAAAUUGUCUUUUUGUCAGAUAUUCUGUAAAGCACAUCUGACAUGGCAAGAGAAUUCACCAAUGGAAUCGACAUUGCUAGCGAUUCCGUGGGAUAGAAUAAGAUAGCAACGUUAGACGUGUCAUUUAAACUCAUUGAGUCGCUAGCGAUAUCGAUUCCAUCGAUAACUUCGCUUGUCACUUGUAUAAAUUCACUAAUUUAGACAAGUGACAAGCGAAUUCAUCGAUGGAAUCGUCACUACUACAAUAAACAAAGACUUUAAUUUGUAGUCGACUGCAAAUUAUACGCACAUUCAUUUUUCAAAUGUUUCUUUUGAGUUUUUCAGAGUUUGAUGAGUAGGUGUAGAGUUUAUUAUAAAUUAUUACGACAUUAUAAGUAUUAAUAGAAUAUGUUUUUUAAUUGUAUUAUAUAUAGUGUUCGUAUAAUUUCGCAGUUCACUAAUAUCCGGAUCUUAUUUACACUAUACACUAACAAAAAACAAAAAAAAAUAGUGUUACUAUAUACUAAAAAAUCUCAAGUGUAUAAAACAAAUGUAUUUGAAAUAAAUCGUCUUUCCGUUUCUGUUCCACGUAUAUUAGCACAAUUUAUUUAUUAUAUUGUAUUGAAUAUAUCAAAAUUAUAAAUAUUGUAAAUUAAUAUAUAACAUGUUGUAAUUAUAAAUAACCGUUUAAAAUUAUAUAUUAUGUAGAAACAUGGAAAAGGCUGCUCAAUAUUAAAUUAUAAAAUUAAAUUUGAGUGAAAUAUUAACAGGUAUAAAAUAUUCCAAUAGAUCAUGUUAAUUUGAACAUAAUAUUGUACGUGAUAUUAUUUUGUUUACUUUAUAUUAACAAGUGAAUCACAUUUAUAUUUUAAAAAUGUAUAAUCUCUUUUUAUUUUCUAUUUUUACCAGAGAAUAUUACAUAUAUUAUGCUAUAAAGUUGUGUAUCUGUAGUUUGUCUGUAUUUUAAGUUAUUUAAAUAUAAUUAUUAUUAACAAAUUUAUUUAAAAAAAAAAAGACAAUUCAUUAUCGAUGCUUAUUUAGAGAUGAAUUCUAUCGUUGUAAGGUAAUGUGUAUAACAAUAAUUAGAUACACAAUCUCGGUAGCAAAUUCAUGCUUAUUGUAGGUACUUAGAUCAAAUAAUAUAAUUAUUGUAGUUAAUAAUAUCAAGCUUUCGAAUACGUAGGCGCUUAAGUAUGUUUAUAUUCAUGUGUAUGUUUUAUUGGAAAUAAACUUAGGAAAUAGUUGUCGUACUAUUACACCAACACAUGUACUUUCAUACAAUAGUUAUAAUUGUUUAGUGUGAAAAGAAAAAAAAACUUAUAUAUAUAUUAUAAUCGCUUAAAGACAUAAAUCUUAUAAGUUCCAUUUUAUGUCUAAGUUUAUCGUACGAAUAACAAAGAACGACACAGCAGGUGAGGAGACAUUUUUUUCUGAAUACGUGCAUUAGUCUUAACAGCAUUAUUAUAGAAUCACAAGUAAUGCAGUUAGCAAUCGUUGCCCUACAGUUACAGUUAUGACAUGCGAUUUAUGUGCACUAAAUGUUGUUAGUAAUUUAAUAUUGUACUAGAUAUAAUGCGUUAUGUAAUCUGAAAUAAAUAUUAAAAUUGAGAAGGAAUUUAAUUUUAAAUAUUCUCCGCCCGAAUUCUGCUGUGUGGUAGAUCUGAAAAUCGAAAUGUAUUGUGAUGUUUCUACAAACUACACCUUAUGUAAGGUAUAAUUUGUCAAAUUUCAUUCGAAUCUAAUGUUGCACGUAUCAAAGUUGAGAUAUUAUUGUUAAGUGUCAAACAUAUAUAUAUCUAUAACAUAUCGACAAAAGCUACGAUAGUUGAUAUACCAAACAGGAUUGAAUGUAUAAGGAACAAACCAAGUGUAUUAAAUUUAACGCAUUAAUUAAUUAAAUACAAAAAAAAUACUAUGGUUUAUCGUAAUACACUGAAUAACAUUGCGCGCUGAGUAUAGAGAGGUAUAUUUUAUAUAGUAUACCAAGUUGAGGAUAUCAAAUUUCUCCAACUAAAGUAGCAAUUUUUUGGUCUGACAAAAUUUGUGUUAACAAUUAAUUAAUCAAUAUAAAACAUACACUUGUCGUGCGUGUUACUACAAUAAUAAAAAAAUAAUAUAACAAAUCGAGAAUUAUAAUUUAAAUUCUAGAUUACCUACAAACGUAGGUUAAUACUUGAAUUUUUUUUUUGCGAUAGUAUAAAACCUAAAUUUCUGCUUUCUUAAUAAGUCCUACAUAUUAACAAAUAAUUACCUACAUUUAAAGUGUAAAUCCUAAAUAAAAACAUACGUGUUUAGUGUUCAUCGCAUACAUAGUAUCGGGGCGUGAUCUAAAGAUGUCUAUAGAGAACGCCAUUUGUGACAUGAUUGCUAAAAUGGAUCAGUAGGACUUGUAUAAUUAGCAUGUCAAAUUCUGUUGGCUUUUCAACUCUAUAUGAAGAGAAUAUAUCUGCCGAUCGUUACUCAAAUUGUAAUGUUCUAAAUAACUAUCAGCUACCUUGCCCUACAAAUAAACUGUUGGAUAAUGCAUUGUCUGUACCUACCUAGUUACGUUUGAAUAAUAUCAUCUUUGACCUUUCGAAUCUUCAUCACCAAACUUGAAUACAUAUUCGAGACAGAUACAAAUUAUGCACAAUUUCACAACGGAGGUAUAGAAAUCAACGUGCUACAUGAUUUUACGUUGAUUUAUGUUCCAUUUACAUACAUAAAUAUAUAUAAUAUGUACAAGGUGUAUGAAAACCAAAC